CAACAUGGCCACUGAGUGGUCAGAGGCUUCUCACGAUAUUAAGCAAAUGGUGACAUGUUCGAUCUGUUAUGAUAUCUACAAGAAAGCUAAAAUGCUGCCUUGUCAACACUCGUUCUGUGAACAGUGUUUAGAGAAAUGGUUUAAUGUAUGUGGUGGAUUUAAUCUCGUCUGUCCAAACUGCAACCAGAACACGCCUGUCAACCGUGUUCAAGAACUACCACUGAGCCUAGCGAUCAAUGAACUGGUUGACUUGGUGGGUAUUUCAACCCGGCGUAUUUCACAAACCGUGCAAAAGAAACGUCGAUGUCAUCAUAGCAAAAGAGUUUACCUACUGUACAGUCUUUUUUUUGCAACGUUGUCAGUCCUGGUGUACAACGUUAAUUACAUAUGUGGACCAAUCAACAACUCUUGCUCAAACACACCAAAUCACGCACACCUCUUGAAGGUCAAAUACGAAGAAUUACAACAGAACAAAACAAACACACUUAACAGAUUGAAACAUGUGCGGUUGCGACGUGCAGAACAAGAGAAACAGAUAAGGGAACACGCCCGGGAAACAACCAAAAGAAUAAUCGAAAUGAUCAAACAAGACGAACUUGGAUAUCUGGAUAAUCUGAAUGCAUAUUAUGACGAGCUGAAAGAAGAUAUCCAUCAAGAAAUACGCCAUUAUGACGUGACACAAGAAAUAUUGACAGUGGCUAUGUCAUUUACAAACAAACUAGAAACUAUGAAAACUGCCAUUGGAACAGAUUUAGUAUGCCAGAUACAUAACAUGACGUCAUCUCUUGAUGUACAAUGGUUCAGCAAAAGUGCCUUACUUCCGGAACUCUACAUUGGGCAUAUCGCACUGAAUGGUAGUUUUGGUGAUAUUACAAACUGACUAUAGUGUAGUCACGAUAGUCAUAAGAAGAUAUUAUGGUGUUUCCCAUAUUUAACGUUCCGUAUUUACCCACAGGAAGACCAGGCACUGUAAUAAAAUGUACACCUAGCCUGUAUUGUGGGGAGGGGGUGUUGUAUUGGCGGGUAUCUAGAAUAUGAAAAUAGACACUGGAUGAAGGUUCCAGCAAUCGAAUAUCUUUUGAGCUGGGAAG
Molecule: messenger RNA, 1091 nt
Organism: Saccoglossus kowalevskii
Lineage: Eukaryota; Metazoa; Hemichordata; Enteropneusta; Harrimaniidae
Molecular function (GO): metal ion binding
Source: RefSeq, a predicted model, not a curated record